Molecule: messenger RNA, 4968 nt
Organism: Siniperca chuatsi (mandarin fish)
Lineage: Eukaryota; Metazoa; Chordata; Actinopteri; Centrarchiformes; Sinipercidae
Gene: gria2b
Product: glutamate receptor, ionotropic, AMPA 2b
Exons: 16
Coding region: 311-3085 (924 amino acids)
Biological process (GO): modulation of chemical synaptic transmission; monoatomic ion transport; synaptic transmission, glutamatergic
Cellular component (GO): dendritic spine; postsynaptic membrane; plasma membrane
Molecular function (GO): transmitter-gated monoatomic ion channel activity involved in regulation of postsynaptic membrane potential; AMPA glutamate receptor activity
Source: RefSeq, a predicted model, not a curated record
AUCUCCGGCGCGCCGAGCUGAGACGCGCAGUGUCCCUGUGCGUUUAGAGGAGGCAUCAGCUGUCUGCAGGAGGGGAGCGACGAGGAGGAGCGGAAGAAGAGACAACAGACCUGCAUCGCAGGCGACCAUUCCUUCACUGCUGGUGUCCUAUCACUGCUAGCCACCUGCAGAAAAUCGGUCAUUUUGCUGCAGAUUAUUUUUGUUUUCUCCUCAAGGCGGUAGGUCUCCAAUAUGUGUCGGAUCUAACAUCUCCGGAGACAACGAGGAAUAACAGACUCCCCUGGUAGAUGUGGACACCUAAACUGUGGACAUGGAAAAGAUAGUAAAUUUAUCCGUUUCGGUUCUGCUGGUUUUAUGGGGAUGCGCGCUUGGAGGCUCGCCCAGUGUUCAAAUUGGGGGACUUUUUCCAAGGGGCGCGGAUCAAGAGUACAGCGCAUUUCGGAUAGGAAUGGUUCAGUUUGGCACCUCGGAAUUCAGAUUGACGCCUCACAUUGACAAUCUGGAAGUGGCAAACAGUUUUGCUGUAACCAACUGCUUCUGUUCACAGUUCUCAAGAGGAGUGUACGCCAUUUUCGGAUUCUAUGACAAAAAGUCUGUCAACACCAUCACGUCAUUUUGUGGGACGCUCCAUGUCUCCUUCAUAACGCCCAGCUUCCCUCUGGAUGGGAAUCAGCAGUUUAUCAUCCAGAUGAGACCUGAUAUCAAGGGGCCCCUCCUCAGCCUCAUUGAGUACUACAAAUGGGACAAGUUUGCCUACCUGUACGACAGUGAUCGAGGCCUGACGACGCUGCAGGUUGUUCUUGACACAGCAGCAGAGAGGAAGUGGCAGGUGACAGCCAUCAACGUGGGGAACCUGAAAGACGAGAGGAAGGAUGAGGCCUACCGCUCCCUGUUCCAAGAUCUGGAGAACAAAAAAGAGAGGAGGGUGAUCCUGGACUGUGAACAGGACAAAGUCAAAGACAUUAUGGAUCAGGUCAUCACAAUUGGCAGACAUGUUAAAGGCUACCACUACAUUAUAGCCAAUCUGGGUUUCAUUGAUGGGGACCUAUCCAAAAUCCAGUAUGGCGGUGCCAAUGUGUCAGGCUUUCAGAUUGUUGAUUUUGAUGAUGCUUUGGUGUCCAAGUUUGACCAGAGAUGGGAAGCUCUAGAGGAAAAGGAGUAUCCUGGUGCUGACAGUAAAAUAAGGUACACAUCAGCGUUGACCUACGAUGCCGUGCAGGUGAUGACGGAGGCCUUUCGCUACCUGCACAAACAGCGCAUCGACUUCACCAGGAGAGCCAACAAUGGUGACUGCCUGGCCAAUCCUGCUGUUCCCUGGGCUCAGGGAGUGGAGAUCGAGCGAGCACUGAAACAGGUGCGUGUGGAAGGCCUGACAGGAAACAUUCAAUUUGAUCAACAUGGCAAGCGAGUCAACUAUUCAGUGAAUAUCAUGGAAUUAAAGACUAACGGUCCCGUAAAGAUUGGAUACUGGAAUGAAGUUGACAAAAUGGCUGUCACCAAAUCUGAUGUCUUUGCAAACGACACAACAGGAAUGGAAAACAAAACAGUUAUUGUCACCACCAUCUUGGAAGCUCCAUAUGUAAUGCUGAAAAAGAACGCUGACCUUUUUGUAGACAAUGAGCGCUACGAGGGUUACUGUGUAGAUCUGGCUGCGGAGAUAGCAAAGCACUGCGGUUUCAAAUAUCAACUGAAAAUAGUGGGGGAUGGGAAAUAUGGAGCCAGAGAUGCAGAGACCAAAAUCUGGAACGGGAUGGUUGGAGAGUUAGUGUAUGGGAAAGCAGACAUUGCAGUGGCUCCUCUGACCAUCACUUUGGUACGAGAGGAGGUGAUUGACUUCUCCAAACCCUUCAUGUCUCUGGGAAUCUCUAUCAUGAUAAAGAAGCCUCAGAAAUCCAAACCAGGUGUCUUCUCUUUCCUGGACCCACUGGCCUAUGAGAUCUGGAUGUGCAUCGUUUUUGCCUACAUCGGUGUCAGCGUGGUGCUGUUCCUCGUCAGCCGCUUCAGUCCAUAUGAGUGGCACACUGAAGAGUACGAGGACGGGCAAAUACAAACCAAUGAGUCGACUAACGAGUUUGGCAUAUUCAACAGCCUGUGGUUUUCCCUUGGAGCUUUCAUGCGCCAAGGCUGUGACAUCUCACCUAGAUCUCUGUCUGGGCGCAUUGUUGGUGGUGUGUGGUGGUUCUUCACUUUAAUCAUCAUCUCCUCCUACACUGCAAACCUGGCAGCUUUCCUGACUGUCGAGAGGAUGGUCUCUCCCAUUGAAAGUGCUGAGGACCUGGCUAAACAGACUGAGAUAGCCUAUGGGACUCUAGACUCUGGCUCCACUAAAGAGUUUUUCAGGCGCUCAAAAAUUGCCCUCUUUGACAAAAUGUGGACAUACAUGCGCAGUGCAGAGCCCUCUGUGUUUGUGAAAACCACAGCUGAGGGGGUUCUAAGGGUCCGCAAGUCCAAGGGGAAGUACGCUUACCUGCUAGAGUCCACCAUGAAUGAGUACAUCGAGCAGCGAAAACCCUGCGACACCAUGAAGGUGGGAGGCAACCUGGACUCCAAAGGCUACGGGAUCGCCACACCGAAAGGAUCCUCAUUAAGAAAUGCGGUUAACCUCGCAGUACUAAAACUGAAUGAGCAAGGCCUGUUGGACAAAUUGAAAAACAAAUGGUGGUACGACAAAGGAGAGUGCGGCAGCGGGGGAGGUGAUUCCAAGGAGAAGACGAGUGCCCUCAGCCUGAGCAACGUGGCUGGGGUCUUCUACAUUCUGGUCGGAGGACUCGGUUUGGCCAUGCUGGUGGCCUUGAUUGAGUUCUGUUACAAGUCCCGAGCCGAGGCGAAACGAAUGAAGGUGGCAAAGAAUGCACAGAAUAUUAACCCAACUUCCUCGCAGAAUUCACAGAAUUUUGCAACUUAUAAGGAAGGUUACAACAUGACCUUUGGGGACGCCAUGAGGAAUAAAGCAAGACUUUCCGUCACUGGGAGUACUGGGGAGAAUGGUCGGGUGAUGACUCCAGAGUUUCCUAAAGCUGUCCACGCUGUCCCUUACGUGAGACCUGACAUGGGACUAAACGUCAGCCUGACAGAUCUGUCCUGAUUAAAUGAGAAACUUCUGAGUGCCUUACAAUGGUUUCAAUAGAGCGAUUUUGUUUUUGUCCGUCCCUCCCUCCUUAUGUUCCGGCGCUUUUUCUGUCUCUGUCUGGUGAAAAAGUAAAGGUAGGAGAUGGAGGCUUCAUUUUGUCUCUCAUAAAGACUUGUAUUGUUGCUCUCUCUGUCUCUCAUACUCACAGUAUGAAACAACCUCCCUCUCUGGGUGGAAUUACAUCUUGGAAUAUAAAAGGGAGGCUCUUUUUUUCUAAACUGAUGACACCAUGCUUUCCUAUCUGUCUGUCUGGACUGGACUGAGAUGGAAACGAGGGCUUGAUUGACGGCAACGGCUGCUUCUGGGAGUCAGAUUUUCAGUCAUCUUAAUUGUGUGUGUGUGUGUGUGUGUGUGUGUGUGUGUGUGUGUGUGUGUGAGGAGCAUGGGGGUGUGUGAGUCAUGGGAAGAUGGCACACUGUUUCUGUAGCCACCACCACCAAACAGGAUUUUCAAGCACACUUGAUAUCAUCUGCAUUAAGAUGUGAAAUUGUCCUUUUUUUCUAAGAAAAUCUAAGAAAAACAGUUAUUGAAAAAAAUAUUUUUAUGUAUUUUCACAAAAUAGCUUUUAAAUAAACUUGCUUACAUACUGGUUGGAUAUAAACAUCUUAAUGUGUGAUAAAGAAAGAAAAAAUACUAAACAGUGUCUAGUUCCAUAUUUUUAAAGCCAAAUACAUUGCAUAUGGGGGUGAGAUGUUGAAAUCAUGUAAUUAAUUCCUAUUCUAAACUUUCCUGUAUAUUUUAUUCUUUACAUUUGGUGUUGAUAUGAAAUAUAUGUCAAUGCUUGACAUUUGGAAUCAAUCCUUCUAUGUUUUUCUUGUUAGAGUUGGUGCAGCGAUUUUGCUUUAUACUUUUGUCUUUUUGUUUGCUUCAGUGCUUUUGUUGUUUGUAUUUUUCUGAUAAGGACCAGGGUUUCAAGAGGAAAUUAACCUGUUUACACACCAUGAAUGCAAAACAAAAAAUAGUACGGUAUGGUAUUAUUGCAUCACAUUUUGAAGUGACAUCAAAAAGAGACAUCAACAUCCACAUGGUUUACGUGGUGGUUCAAAAUGCCAAAUAAGUAAGAGUGCCAAAUUCUAGUGCCAGUAGAUAUGAAUAUAGUCUUAAUAUAAUCAAUCACUGUCAUCUCAGUGAAUGUAAAUGAUACAUUCUGUAACUUUUGUAACUACAUGUACAGUUGGUGGCAAUGACAGUGCUAAUACAAUAGCCUUUUCGCUUUGUUUUCCAGUCUCCAUGUAUUUUGCAUUGAUCUGACAAUGAAGUAGCACCAGUUGCAUGUUGUUGCCGCAAAUACUACAUAAGUUUAUUUCAUUACUGCCAAACAUGCGUUUUCAUUUUAAUGUUGAAGUUGUGAGGUUAACUGUUUGAAAUUGGAAAUACAAUGUUAGACAUAUAUACAAUAUAUACAUAUAUACAUAUAUUUUAUAUAAAAAGUUUAAAUAUGAAAAAUUAUAUCCCCUUUUCAUUAUAUCGUCAAAGCUACACUGCUUCAAUUGAAUACUAAAUUUGGUUACUUAUUCAGAAAAUACAGUAUUUUUUUUUCAGUUAUACAGUCAUACCAUAAGUUACUUACAACACUUAUAUAGACAACCACUUCUAAUUUUAUUUUAUCUUUUCUGAAAUUGACCUGUGAAGAGUCCGCCACUGCAACACAAAGGGAAGUAAACUGUACUAUUAUUAUCACUGUUGUUUUUGUAAUCAACAAUAGAAACAUAUACCGUAGUUGCUUAUCAAUUUCAUCACAUUCAGGCUAUUCUCACUGACAUUUUGUAUAUGGAAUGUGUGCUAACUUGUUUAUUUUUUGGGACUCUUUCUAAAUAAAAGUGGCUGAUCUCUUGUUA